This is a messenger RNA of Venustampulla echinocandica, 1467 nucleotides long. Its product is annotated as putative salicylaldehyde dehydrogenase. Gene Ontology annotation, molecular function: succinate-semialdehyde dehydrogenase (NAD+) activity. The record is from RefSeq and is a predicted model, not a curated record. Bases 1 to 1467 code for a protein of 488 amino acids. NCBI's taxonomy places the organism in Eukaryota, Fungi, Ascomycota, Leotiomycetes, Helotiales, Pleuroascaceae. The transcript has 3 exons.
AUGUCGACAACCGCUCCCUCAGCCGCAACUGCGAAUAGCGCUGAAGCCAAUAUACCCACCCAUCCCCUCAUAAUAAACGGAAAACCACACACUACAUCCUCCAGCUUCCCAGUCUUUUGCCCCAAAACAGGCGAACACCUCCACAACUUCUCCUCAGCCUCCAUAUCAGACACCGACGCAGCCAUCUCAGCCGCCGAAAAUGCAUACCCAGCAUGGCGAAGCCUUCCGCCCAACCAAAAACGAGAUAUAUUUCUCAAAGCUGCUGGGAUUAUGGAAUCGCGCGCUGAGGAAAUGAGGAAGAACACAGUACAGGAAACGGGUGCGGCGGAGGGCUGGGCGGCGUUUGACCAAGGGCUGUCAAGUGAGAUACUCCGCGAUGUCGCUGGGAGGAUUUCCAGUAUUGCUGGUAGCAUCCCGGCCACUGCCCAGGAAGAUGUAACGGCACUGGUGUAUAAAGAGCCAUAUGGCGUUGUUCUUGCCAUUGCCCCUUGGAACGCACCUCACAUCCUCGGUGUCCGCUCCAUAGCCUACCCGCUCGCAGCAGGCAACACGGUAAUCCUAAAAGCUCCCGAAUUCUCCCCCAUGGUUUCCACUGGCAUAGUGCAAGCCCUCAUCGACGCUGGCCUGCCCCCCGGAGCGUUAAAUCUCAUCGCACACCAGCCCUCGGACGCUGUCGCCGUGACAAAACAUCUUAUCUCUCACCCUAGCAUCAAGAAAAUCAACUUCACGGGCUCCACAAACGUCGGCCGUAUCAUUGCGGAGUUCGCAGGAAGGAACCUGAAACCGGUGUUGCUCGAACUCGGGGGGAAAGCUCCAGCUAUUGUCUGGGAAGACGCGGAUGUGGAACUCGCUGCGAAUCAGUGUGCGGUGGGAGCAUUCCUGCAUGGUGGGCAGAUAUGCAUGAGCACCGAACGGGUUAUCGUUCACGAGAGCGUUGUUGAGAAAUUCGAGGAAGCUUUUAAAAACGCAGUUGGAGGAUUCGCGCCAGAGAGUUCAGAAGCCCCGGUUCUGGUUAGCAAGCUAGGCGUGGAGAAGACCCAGCGGUUGUUAAAAGAUGCCGUUAAUAAAGGUGCCAUUAUCCUCCAUGGGGAUGCUAACCAGCCAGACAAUUGUACCACGAUGAGACCCGUCGUGGUCAAAGGCAUGACCAAGGAGAUGGAUCUAUACUACACAGAGAGCUUUGGCCCGACGGUUAGCUUGAUGACUAUUAAGACUGAAGAGGAGGCGCUGGCGCUGGCGAAUGAUACCGAGUAUGGGCUUACCGCUGCGGUGUUUACGAAGGAUUUGCAGAGGGGGCUAAGGAUGGCGAGGGGCAUUGAGAGUGGUGCGGUGCAUAUUAAUGGCAUGACGGUUCAUGACGAGACGGCGCUGCCACAUGGUGGUAUGAAAUCGAGUGGCUAUGGGAGAUUUGGAUCGUCUGGUUUGGAUGAGUGGGUGAGGACGAAGACGGUGACGUUUAGGAAUUGA